Rangifer tarandus platyrhynchus (Svalbard reindeer) is the source of this 4149-nucleotide messenger RNA. The record is from the annotation of a GenBank genome assembly. NCBI's taxonomy places the organism in Eukaryota, Metazoa, Chordata, Mammalia, Artiodactyla, Cervidae.
AUGAAGUCUCCUGCUGUGCUUGCACCUGGCAUUCUUGUGUUUCUGUUUACCUUCGUGCAGAAGAGCGAUGAGGAGUGUAAAGAGGCACUAGUAAAGUCCAGGAUGAAUGUGAACAUGCAAUAUCAGCUUCCUAACUUCACUGCAGAAACAUCCAUUCAGAAUGUUGUUUUGCACAAACAUCACAUUUACCUCGGUGCCGUUAACUACAUUUACGUUUUAAAUGACAAAGACCUUCAGAAGGUUGCUGAGUACAAGACUGGGCCUGUGCUGGAACACCCAGAUUGUUUCCCAUGUCAGGACUGCAGCCACAAAGCCAAUUUAUCAGGGGGUGUUUGGAAAGAUAACAUCAACAUGGCUCUGCUUGUUGACACGUACUAUGACGAUCAACUCAUUAGCUGUGGCAGUGUCCACAGAGGGACCUGCCAGCGACACGUCCUUCCACCCAACAAUACUGCGGACAUAGAGUCGGAGGUUCACUGCAUGUACUCUCCUCAGGCAGAUGAAGAGACCAACCAGUGUCCUGACUGUGUGGUGAGUGCCCUGGGAACCAAAGUCCUACUGUCUGAAAAGGAGCGAUUCAUCAACUUCUUCGUGGGCAAUACCAUAAAUUCUUCUUACCUUCCAGAUCAUUCACUGCACUCAAUAUCAGUGAGAAGGCUAAAGGAAACGCAAGAUGGUUUUAAGUUUUUGACAGACCAAUCCUAUAUUGAUGUUCUACCUGAGCUCCAAGAUUCCUACCCCAUUAAGUAUGUCCAUGCCUUUGAAAGCAACCAUUUUAUAUACUUUUUGACGGUCCAGAGGGAAACUCUAGAUGCCCAGACUUUUCACACAAGAAUAAUCAGGUUCUGUUCCGCAGACUCUGGAUUGCAUUCAUACAUGGAAAUGCCUCUGGAGUGUAUUUUGACGGAAAAGAGAAGAAAGAGAUCCACAAAGCAGGAAGUGUUUAAUAUUCUCCAAGCUGCAUAUGUCAGUAAGCCUGGGGCUCAGCUCGCUAGGCAAAUAGGUGCCAACCUGAAUGAUGACAUUCUCUAUGGGGUGUUUGCACAAAGCAAGCCAGAUUCCUCAGAACCAAUGAAUCGCUCUGCUGUCUGUGCAUUCCCUGUCAAAUAUGUCAAUGAGUUCUUCAACAAGAUCGUCAACAAAAACAAUGUGAGAUGUCUCCAGCAUUUCUAUGUCCCCAACCAUGAACACUGCUUCAAUAGGACACUUUUGAGAAAUUCAUCAGGAUGUGAAGUGCGCAAUGAUGAAUAUCGAACGGAGUUUACCACAGCUUUGCCGCGCGUUGACUUAUUCAUGGGCCAGUUCAACCAAGUCCUCUUAACAUCUAUAUCCACCUUUAUCAAAGGAGAUCUCACUAUCGCUAAUCUCGGGACGUCAGAGGGUCGAUUCAUGCAGGUUGUGGUUUCUCGAUCAGGAUCAUUAACUCCUCACGUGAAUUUUCGCCUGGAUUCCCACCCUGUGUCUCCAGAAGUGAUUGUGGAGCACCCACUAAACCAGAAUGGCUAUACACUGGUUGUCACAGGGAAAAAGAUCACCAAGAUCCCGCUGAAUGGCCUGGGCUGUGAACAUUUCCAGUCCUGCAGUCAGUGCCUCUCCGCCCCUUCCUUUGUGCAGUGUGGCUGGUGCCAUGAUAAAUGUGUGCGAUUGGAGGAAUGCCCCAGUGGAACGUGGACUCAAGAGACCUGUCUGCCAACAAUCUACAAGGUUUUUCCAACUAGUGCCCCCCUUGAAGGAGGGACAACACUGACUGUUUGUGGCUGGGACUUUGGAUUCAAGAGGAAUAAUAAAUUUGACUUGAAGAAAACCAGAGUUCUCCUUGGAAAUGAGAGCUGCACCUUAACCUUAAGUGAGAGCACAACAAACAUGUUGAAAUGCACAGUUGGUCCUGCAAUGAAUGAACAUUUCAAUAUGUCCAUAGUUAUUUCAAACAGUCGCGGGUCAGUACAGUAUAGUACAUUUUCCUAUGUGGAUCCUAUAAUAACAAGUAUUUCUCCAAAUUAUGGUCCAAAAACUGGUGGCACUUUACUUACAUUAACUGGAAAGCACCUAAACAGUGGAAAUUCAAGACACAUUUCAAUUGGUGGAAAAACAUGUACUUUAAAAAGUGUUUCACAUAGUAUUCUCGAAUGUUAUACCCCAGCCCAAAGCACUCCAAGUGAGUUUUCUAUUAAAUUGAAAAUUGACUUAGCCAACCGAGAGGUGAACAGCUUCAUUUACCGGGAAGACCCCAUUGUCUAUGAAAUACAUCCCACCAAAUCUUUUGUCAGUGGUGGGAGUACAAUAACAGGUGUUGGAAAAAACCUGAAUUCAGUUAGUAUCCUAAGGAUGGUAAUAAAUGUGCAUGAAGCUGGAAGGAACUUUACAGUGGCAUGUCACCAUCGCUCUAAUUCAGAGAUAAUCUGCUGUACAACUCCUUCACUACAACAGCUGAACCUUCAACUCCCCCUGAAAACCAAAGCCUUCUUCAUGUUAGAUGGGAUCCAUUCCAAAUACUUUGAUCUCAUUUAUGUACAUAAUCCUGUGUUUAAGCCUUUUGAAAAGCCAGUAAUGAUCUCAAUAGGCAAUGAAAAUGUACUGGAAAUUAAGGGAAAUGAUAUUGACCCUGAAGCAGUUAAAGGGGAAGUGUUAAAAGUUGGAAAUAAGAGCUGUGAAAAUAUACAUUCACAUUCUGAAGCUGUUUUAUGUACGGUCCCCAAUGACCUGCUGAAAUUGAACAGCGAACUAAAUAUAGAGUGGAAGCAAGCAAUUUCUUCAACUGUUCUUGGAAAAGUGAUAGUUCAACCAGAUCAGAAUUUCACAGGAUUGAUUGUUGGUGUUGUCUCAAUAUCAAUAAUACUCUUACUGUUACUCGGGCUUUUCCUGUGGCUGAAAAAAAGGAAGCAAAUUAAAGAUCUGGGCAGUGAAUUAGUUCGCUAUGAUGCAAGAGUACACACUCCACAUUUGGAUAGGCUUGUCAGUGCCCGAAGUGUAAGCCCAACUACAGAAAUGGUUUCCAAUGAAUCUGUAGACUACCGAGCUACUUUUCCAGAAGACCAGUUUCCUAACUCAUCUCAGAAUGGGUCAUGCAGACAAGUGCAGUAUCCUCUGACAGAUCUAUCCCCCAUCUUAACUAGUGGGGACUCUGAUAUAUCCAGUCCAUUACUGCAAAAUACCGUCCACAUCGACCUCAGUGCUCUAAAUCCAGAGCUGGUCCAGGCAGUUCAGCACGUAGUAAUUGGGCCGAGCAGUCUGAUUGUACAUUUCAAUGAAGUCAUAGGAAGAGGACAUUUUGGGUGUGUAUAUCAUGGAACUUUGUUGGACCACGAUGAUAAGAAAAUUCACUGUGCUGUAAAAUCCUUGAAUAGAAUCACUGACAUAGGAGAAGUUUCCCAGUUUCUGACUGAGGGAAUCAUCAUGAAAGAUUUUAGUCAUCCCAAUGUCCUCUCGCUUUUGGGAAUCUGCCUUCGAAGCGAGGGGUCUCCACUGGUGGUCCUACCAUACAUGAAACACGGGGAUCUUCGAAAUUUCAUUAGAAAUGAGACUCAUAACCCAACUGUAAAAGAUCUUAUUGGCUUUGGUCUUCAAGUAGCCAAAGGCAUGGAAUAUCUUGCAAGCAAAAAGUUUGUCCACAGAGACUUGGCUGCAAGAAACUGUAUGCUGGAUGAAAAAUUCACUGUCAAGGUUGCUGAUUUUGGUCUUGCCAGAGACGUGUAUGAUAAGGAAUACUAUAGUGUACACAACAAAACAGGUGCAAAACUGCCAGUGAAAUGGAUGGCUUUAGAAAGCCUGCAGACUCAGAAAUUUACCACCAAGUCAGAUGUGUGGUCCUUCGGCGUGCUCCUCUGGGAACUGAUGACAAGAGGAGCACCACCUUAUCCUGACGUCAACACCUUUGACAUAACAGUUUAUUUGUUGCAAGGAAGAAGGCUCCUACAACCUGAAUACUGCCCAGAUCCCUUGUACGAAGUGAUGCUGAAAUGCUGGCACCCUAAAGCUGAGCUGCGCCCAUCCUUUUCUGAACUGGUCUCCAGGAUAUCCGCGAUAUUCUCUACUUUCAUUGGGGAGCACUAUGUUCAUGUGAAUGCUACUUACGUGAACGUCAAAUGUGUCGCUCCGUAUCCUUCUCUGUUGUCAUCACAAGAUAAUGUCAAUGGCGAGGGGGACACAUGA